AUGCAUCGCGCCAUCUUGUAUGUCGCUUUCAUAGCACUUUGCUCAGCAGCACCAUAUAAUAAUUACAACUCACAACGAGCAUUCACUACACGACAAGAACCAUUACAACAAUAUGGUCAAAAUUCAGUACCCGUUACCACAAUUCAACAAGAUGAUACUCAACUUGUCGAUACAUUAGGUGGUGGUUAUUCAUUCUUUAAAAAACAAGAAAUCGGUUCACGACCAGUAAUUCAACAAAAAUUGGCUGUAAGUGAUCGACAAGGUCCACUUACAAGCUUUGAUGAUACUGCCAAUCAAUGGUCUGACUACACACGAUCCAGUGCUCUUAAACCACUUAUUCGUACCUUGGGUAACUCAUAUGGUCAACAACAAGUCCAACCAAUCGUUCAAGAUCAACCAUUAGUUCGUGCUGUUGGUAACUCUUACGGUCAACAACAAGAUGUUGUACCACUUAUUCGUACCAUUGAUAACUCAUAUGGUCAACAACAAGUACAACCAAUCCUUCAAGAUCAACCAUUAGUCCGUGCUGUUGGUAACUCAUAUGGUCAACAACAAGUACAAACAGUCGUUCAAGAUCAACCAUUAGUUCGUGCUGUUGAUAACUCAUACGGUCAACAACAAGAUGCUGUACCACUUAUUCGUACCGUUGGUAACUCAUACGGUCAACAACAAGAUUUUCAACCAGCUCCUCG
Messenger RNA from Adineta steineri, 692 nucleotides. The record is from the annotation of a GenBank genome assembly. Lineage: Eukaryota; Metazoa; Rotifera; Eurotatoria; Adinetida; Adinetidae.